Molecule: messenger RNA, 987 nt
Organism: Eupeodes corollae
Lineage: Eukaryota; Metazoa; Arthropoda; Insecta; Diptera; Syrphidae
Gene: Dhrs4
Product: dehydrogenase/reductase SDR family member 4
Exons: 4
Coding region: 153-911 (252 amino acids)
Molecular function (GO): carbonyl reductase (NADPH) activity
Source: RefSeq, a predicted model, not a curated record
GACUUAAUAAAAGGUAAACAAGCACUAUCAAACCUCAGUAUCAAGAAGAUAAUACGUUCAUAAGUUCAUAUGUGCGUAUGUACAUAGAUAUUUAUUAAUAAUUAUUGAGUAUAAAGUUCAAUUAUCAAAUAGCCAAAAGAAAAACGUGAAAAAUGAAACGACUUCAUGGAAAAGUUGCAAUUGUCACAGCUUCAACUGAUGGGAUUGGAUUUUCCAUCGCUAAACGGUUGGCUGAAGAUGGAGCAAAUGUUGUGGUCAGCAGUCGCAAACAGAGCAAUGUCGAUGCAGCUGUUGACAAACUCAAAAAACUUAACCUUGAAGUUCUGGGAGUCAAAUGUCAUGUAGGACUUUCCGAAGAAAGGAAAGCCUUGUUCGAACAGACUAUACAAAAGUAUGGCAAACUUAACAUUUUAGUUUCAAAUGCCGCUUCGAAUCCAGCUGUGGGUGGAGUUUUGGAAUGUGAAGAGUCCGUAUGGGAUAAAAUAUUUGAUGUAAAUGUUAAGGCAGCAUACCUCUUGGCCAAAGAAUCUCUUCCUCAUUUGAGAAAAAGUAAAGGAUCUAAUAUAGUGUUUGUUUCAUCUAUUGCUGGCUACGAUCCUUUUGAGUUGUUAGGCACCUAUUCUGUAAGCAAGACAGCACUUAUUGGUUUGACAAAAGCAGCAGCUAAGGAAUUAGCACCUGAAGGAAUUCGGGUCAAUUGUAUAGCUCCAGGAAUUAUUCGAACAAAGUUUUCAAAACCGCUCUAUGAAAGUGAAUCGGCGCAUGAUGAGGCAUUAUCGAGGAUUCCAAUGGGUCGGUUAGGAGAAUCUGAUGAAAUGGCAGGUGUUGCAUCAUUUUUGGUGUCUGAGGACGCUAGUUACAUCACAGGAGAAGCAAUUGUUGCCUCCGGAGGAAUGACUUCAAGAUUAUAAUUUAAGAAGAAAAACAAGUACAUGGAAAAGGUGGUGGAAUUUAAAAUUGAAUAAAAUAUUUGUUUUAUAAAGAUAA